AUGCUUCGCAAACUCCGCCCGACCAACUUAUGUAUCCCUCCCGCACCUUCAUUACCCCGCAGUAACACCACCGCCUGUCCAUCUCACCCACGCGCAUCCGCGCCGUUCCGCACCGCUUCCGCGCCUCCCCCGCGCCUCCCCCGCGCGCGUCGCACGAGGGGCUCGCAGCUUCACUCACGCGCCAGCGCUACUAGCCGCUGUUCGCACACCGCUCGCCACCUCGCGUCGCCCGCCUGUCUCGUUACCCGUCGCCCGGGCCUCCACACUUCCUCCCACCGCCUUUCCACUCCACACAACACAGCACAGCAGCAGCAGCAGCAGCAGCAGCAGCAGCAGCAGCAGCAGCGCAUGUCGUUGCAUCGCGUGUGUCGCGGGUUUCUGCGCGCGUCCCGUGAGUCUAGAAGAACCCAUGCGAGCUCGGGUCGUGCUGCCGCAGCAGCAAGGCCUUUUGGGAGCUUUCACACCCCACCUUUUGAGAUAGCAACUGCUGCGAAACAUGGCACGGCGGCCCCGUGGCAAGGCGCAGACGGGGCAAAGUGCAUCCACUGGCCUAUAGCAGCAGCGUCUGCUUCACCCCGUGCAGCAGCACGGGAGCGCGAGCUGCAACGUGUGAAGCCCCUUUUGAGCCAUCCCUAUCCCCACCCCCAUUCACAACCACAAGCGCAGCCACAGCAACUGCUGCUCCGCGGCUCAGCACUGCUUCCAAGAGCACAUGAUGGUUCCAACACGUGGAGCCCCCUUGUAGCCAUCCGAGCCACGUCAGUCGUUGAUGCUGUGCAGGGGAUCUCAGCCGUCCGUUUAGCACUACCUCAAAGACCAAGUUUGUGUGCCCAACUGGUGCCGCUCCUGCCUGCCCGCCUGCUGUCGACUGCUGCUGCUGCUGCUGCUGCUGCUGCAGGGACAGGUGAGAGUUGCUGGCUGCUGCGUCCCUCCCUCCCUCCCUCCCUCCCUCCCUCCCUCCCUCCCUCCCUCCCUCCCUCCCUCCCUCCCUCCCUCCCUCCCCCCUCCCUCCCUCCCUCCCUCCCUCCCUCCCUCCCCCCCCCCCUCCCUCCCUCCCUCCCUCCCUCCCUCCCUCCCUCCCUCCCUCCCUCCCUCCCUCCCUCCCUCCCUCCCUCCCUCCCCUCCUCCCCGCUUUACCCCCAUUCUCCUCCGCCCACUAUUUCCACAGACCCCAGAAGCCCAUUCUCCCAUAGCAGCCCUCCCCCACACGAGCGUGCCUCCCGCCAACUCACCAGCAGCACCUGCAUCCCCCCAAAGGCGUUCGUGGCUGGCGGUAGCGCUGCUGCUGCUGCCGUGUGCCACUGCCUUUGGCCUCGGGGCGUGGCAGAUUCAGCGCUACUACUGGAAGCUGCACCUUGUGAGGCGGCUGCAGCAGUGCCUGUAGGAGGCGCCAGUACCUCUGCUGGACGCCCUUCAGCCUUCAGCCUUGAGGCACAUGCGCUGCGCUUGCCAUCGGGGAGGAAGCCACUAGGUCGCCCGGGCCUGGGCUGGUGCCGGCCUAAUCCGCAUGAUCAUUUCUCCAUUUACCCCGCACGCUCUCGCUUUCAACCAUCCCUCCAGCUCGACCUGGUGGGGCGCCGGCAGCAGCGCCUGCAGGAGCCGCCAGUGCCGUUGCUGGACGCCCUGCAGGCACACGCUCUCGCCACCGGGGAGGAAACCGCACUGCCCCUGCUGCCGCCACCGUCUGCCACUCCAGCGGCCGCUCCUGCAGCUGCUGAUGGGUCUCGUGGGCCUGGCUCGGCAGCAGACGGGUCUGGUUCGGCAGGAAACGGGCCUGGGUGGGCAGCAGGGGAGCUGGAGUUCCGGCGGGUGGAGUGUGCGGGGCGGUACGACGAUGCACGGUCGCUGUUUGUGGGGCCCCGGGCGCACACAGUGAGGGGUGCGCAGGAGAAAGGGUACUUCCUUGUCACUCCGCUCAUCCCUCCAUCUGGCAGCCAGCAGCCAGCAGUGCUGGUGAACAGAGGGUGGGUGCCCGAGGCAGUGAGGCGAGAGGCAGACGAGUGGAUGGCGGGCGAGAUGGCGAGGGGAGGCGCAGGCGAGGUGGGUAAGGGGGAGGUUGAGAGCGGUGGCGGAAGCAGCAGCAGUGGCAGCAGCGUUAGUGUGAAGGGUAGCAGCAGCAGGAGUUGGUUUGGAAAAGGGCGGGCUUCAACAGAAGCAGCGACGGCAGCCAGCAAGCCAAAUCCUACCCCUGUGAUCCGUGUGUCUGGUGUGGUGCGAGCCAGCGAGAAGCCGAACCACUUUGUGCCGCCUAACGCGCCGAAGCACGGGGAGUGGUUCUGGGUGGACGUGCCUGCUAUGGCACAGGCAUGUGGCCUGCCACGUGGCACUCUGCUAUUGGACGCCAUGAAACCAACAGAGGAAGGAGAAGAAAAUGCAUCUGAGAGCACCGGCAGCAGCAGCAGCGACAGCAGCAGCAGCGGGCAGGCGGGUGUGUGCCCUGUGUUUCACAGCGACCCUCGCUUCCCUCGCCCCAAGGACCCGGAGGAGCUCGUGAAGCUGGCAGUCAUGCCUGCUGAUCACAUCACCUACGCUGCUACCUGUGGCAGUGGUGCUGUUAGUGCGGCCUGCAGUGCUGCUGGUGGUGCGGGCGGCAAUGGUGUCGGCGACGCGGGCGGCAGUGGUGCUGUUGGUGCGGGCGGCAGAAGUACCAGUGGCGCAGGGAGCAGAGGAGCCAUUGGUGAAGAUGGCAGCGGUGCUGGUAGUGUGAGGGGGAAUGGAUUGAGUGGUGCGGACGGUAGUUGUGCCGGUAAUACGGGUGGCAGUGGUGCAGGCUCCAGUUGUGCUGUUAGUGCGAGCGGCAAUAGUUCUGUUAGUGCGGACGCGUGUGGUGCUGGUGGUGCGGGUGGUAGUGGCGCCGGUGGUGCGGGUGGCCGUGCGUCUUGUGAUGCGGUUGGCAGUGAUGCCAGUUGUGUGAGGCGCCAAAGCAGACCGGGCGGCUGUGUGGGAAGCAGCUCGAAUCGAGGCUUCCUAACCCCUUCCUGCCAACCUCCCUCCCGCUCUCUCCCAACCUCCCACACUCCCUCAGCCAAACUCCCCCCCACUCUGCCAACCUUUUCUCACGCAAUCUACCAACCAUUAUCUCCCAACCGCUUUGCUGACAUCUCCCCCCUCCCUGCCCACGUUCUCCUCUGUGCCCACCUUAUCCCCUCUGCCAACCUUCCCCAUCCGAAUCAUUGCAAGGGUCCAUCCCCCCCCCUUCCCUCCCCCCUCCCCACCGCAAUCUCUACCAACCUUCGUACUCCCUCGCUGGCAACGUUCCCCUCUCCCUGCCAGCCUCUUCCCCUCUCUCUCUGCCAACCAUCCCCGUCCAUCCCAGCCCCCUCUCCCCUCUCUGCCUGCAUGCCCUCCCCCAUCCCUGCCUAG
Molecule: messenger RNA, 3363 nt
Organism: Closterium sp. Naga37s-1
Lineage: Eukaryota; Viridiplantae; Streptophyta; Zygnematophyceae; Desmidiales; Closteriaceae
Source: the annotation of a GenBank genome assembly